AUGACAAAGCUCAGCACAACAUCAGUCUCUUUCGCCGUGGCACCUACUGUCGUCACGACACUGUUUUCACAUUAUCUCAAUAGAGAACUUUUGAAAGAGAAGCCGACCGCGCACCUUUCCUACGACGAGGGGCUGCGUUUGGUCCGAGCAUUCCUCAAGCACGCGGCUCACCACACCGUCGAGGAUUUGCAGGCAUUUACUACCCAAUGGGUACCCUCGCCGCAAUGGGUGAAGCUAGAAAACAUUAGGAUACCUGAACAACAGUUGACGCGGUCCGCUGGAUUGAUCAAUGAGGAGCUCGGUGACGACGGCCGCGCUCUGGUCGGCGGCGGCUCAUGGUGGCAAUGGCGCAAACCGGGGAAGCCCCUCGAGGCCGAGUGGAUUGAGAUGCGCGCCCAUGCUAAUGAGAGAAAGAAAACUGGCGAUCCAGGCCAGCGUAUUAUUCUGUACUUUCACGGCGGCGGCUACUACUUUGGCAGCGUCGACGAGCACCGCUAUCAGAUGCAACGCCAUGCCCGCAAGUUGAAAGCCAGAGUCCUGGCGCCGAGAUAUCGACUUGCUCCGCAGUUUCCCUUUCCCUGUGGCCUGCAAGACUGCCUGGCAGCAUAUCUACACCUGAUCUCGUCCAGGGAUCCUAGCACCAUCAUUCUGGCGGGCGACUCUGCUGGCGCUGGCAUGGCCUUGGCCGUCUUGCUGAUUCUGCGCAACCAGGAUUUACCGCUUCCAGCUGGAGCUAUUCUGAUCAGCCCUUGGGUAGAUUUGACUCACUCUUUCAAGAGUCUGACUGGUGAUGCCCCAAUGGAUUAUAUUCCUACGAAUGGCUUUCACCACAGACCAUCCAAGGCAUGGCCUCCUCCAAAUGAUGAUGAUAUUGCCGAGAUCAAGCGAGAUGCUCAGCAGUUGAAGCGUGUACGAACAGGAACUUCCACCCCCAAUGAAUCCAAAGACGACGUUACCCCGGAAUUUGAGCACAAACCCGAUGAACGGCAGUAUAUCACUCUUGACAUUGAUGGCAAGCCUGUCACUAUUAAAGAUCAAAUACAGCUCUACACGACCAACGCACUUCUAACCCACCCUCUUGUUAGCCCCGUACUCCAAGCCACGCUCGGAGGGUUGCCGCCAUUAUUCGUCAUGGUUGGCGGUGGGGAGAUCUUACGGGACGAGCAAAUCUACUUGGCUCACAAGGCUGCCAACCCGCAGAAAUAUGCGCCUCCGAUAGAAAGGUUGUCGGCCAGGGAAAAGGAGCAGCUCAACAAAUUCAAGCCUACCGAUGUCCAACUACAAGUCUGGGAGGAUCUAUGCCAUGUCGCGCCUACUCUAAGCUUUACCAGACCCGCAAAGUUCAUGUAUCGCUCAAUUGCGCAAUUCGGUGCAUGGCUACUGGCGAGAGCCCAGCGCCGUGGGAUUGAUAUUAUGGACGAUGAUCAGAUAUCUGUCAUCUCUUCGUCGGGGACACAAGAAAGUAAUAAUACCGGAAAAGACGAAAGUCACAAGGAAGAGGACACAGCCGGAACUGCACCCGGACACAUUGGAAAAGCUGGCGAUCCUCUUCCACCUUUCAAAAACCACAUGAUUCGACAAAGAGUCACUCGUCAUGGCGUAACGCUUCCGCUUGUGCCGGAAGAGGAGCUAGAUGCAUGCACCAUAGAACCGACCGACGUUGGAGUUUUCAAGGCCGGCACAGCAAAGAAGUGGCUUGCUACUCGUCGUGAAUACGACACUCGAUACGCUCGUGCCAAGUCCAAGGUUCACAGGCAGCUAGUGAGUGAUCUUGCGACUGGAUUUGAAGACUUUGGGCCGGGAGAAUUGCCACCGCCCGCAGCUCUGGCAGGCAGACGCAAACUAGAGUCUUAUAUGGUGGAGAGGAAGCCGAAGAGGAGCCUCGGCCUGUCUCUCUGGUCACUUUGGGGAUCCAAGCAUGACGAAGAAGCAAUCGAGCGCGAGCAGCGGGCAGAUCAGCAGCCAGAAACGGAAAUUGUUGAAGAAGAUGCUGGAGGCCGCAUUUCUCACAGAGAGCAAGACGCCGAACAAGGAAACCAAGUACAGACCCCCGACGAUGUCACGAGUCGAAGCCGCUCUCGCCGCAGGACCGUUGUGGACGAGCAUCAGACAGAGUCUGGCGCAGGCAACGAAGACACGCCAGUUGUCCAGUUACUGCACAAGCGACAAGAACAGGAAGCGUCCAACCCUGGCUUACUUAGUCCAAACUACGUGCCUGAAACUGGCGUUGCUGGAAAACGCCCCUUCAUCAAGGGCAUGGCUCUGCCGUUCAGCCUGAACAAGGAAGCCGACACUGCCAGCAUGCUAACUCUGACGUCUCAUGCCAGCCCUAGCACGGAGGCAAACAAGCAACUCGCCACCACCCCGCUCUGUGGCCAUGAUAAGGGCGACGAAGAUGCUGUGACGCAGGAAGUCUCUCCAAGCGAGGCGCCAGCACUUUUGGUACAAAAUGGCGCCGCAGCUUGA
Molecule: messenger RNA, 2466 nt
Organism: Beauveria bassiana ARSEF 2860
Lineage: Eukaryota; Fungi; Ascomycota; Sordariomycetes; Hypocreales; Cordycipitaceae
Product: Alpha/beta hydrolase fold-3
Exons: 3
Coding region: 1-2466 (821 amino acids)
Molecular function (GO): hydrolase activity
Source: RefSeq, a predicted model, not a curated record